GGAGAGAGUGGCAAGAGUACAUUUAUCAAGCAGAUGAGAAUCAUCCAUGGAUCAGGAUACUCUGAUGAAGACAAGCGGGGCUUCACCAAGCUGGUAUACCAGAACAUCUUCACGGCUACGCAGGCCAUGAUCAGAGCCAUGGACACACUCAGGAUUCCGUACAAGUACGAGCACAAUAAGGCCCAUGCACAAUUAGUUCGAGAAGUUGAUGUGGAGAAAGUGUCUGCCUUCGAAAGCCCAUAUGUAGAUGCAAUAAAGAGUUUAUGGAACGAUCCUGGAAUCCAGGAGUGCUAUGAUAGACGACGAGAAUAUCAGUUAUCCGACUCUACCAAAUACUAUCUUAAUGACUUGGACCGCGUAGCCGACCCUGCAUAUCUGCCUACUCAACAAGACGUGCUUAGAGUGCGAGUCCCCACCACAGGGAUCAUCGAGUACCCCUUUGACUUACAAAGUGUCAUUUUCAGAAUGGUGGACGUAGGGGGCCAAAGGUCCGAGAGAAGAAAGUGGAUACACUGCUUUGAAAAUGUCACUUCAAUCAUGUUUCUAGUAGCACUUAGUGAAUAUGACCAAGUUCUGGUGGAAUCAGACAAUGAGAACCGAAUGGAAGAAAGCAAAGCACUCUUUAGGACAAUUAUUACAUAUCCCUGGUUCCAGAACUCCUCCGUCAUCCUGUUCUUAAACAAAAAAGACCUGCUAGAGGAGAAAAUCAUGUAUUCCCACCUAGUUGACUACUUCCCGGAAUAUGAUGGACCCCAGAGAGAUGCCCAGGCAGCUCGAGAAUUCAUCCUGAAGAUGUUCGUGGACCUGAACCCAGACAGUGACAAAAUAAUCUACUCCCACUUCACGUGCGCCACCGACACCGAGAACAUCCGCUUUGUCUUCGCGGCCGUCAAGGACACCAUCCUCCAGCUGAAUCUGAAAGAGUACAAUCUGGUCUAACCGUGCCUCCGAGACGCCCGCCCUCCCCCUCCCUGGGGGGCUGUGAAGACAUACAAGAGGGACUGUACUUCUGUGGAAAACAAUUUGCAUAGUACUAAUUUAUUGCUGUCCUGGUCUCUGUGUGAGCGUGUCCACAGAGUUUGUAGUAAAUAUUAUGAUUUUAUUUAAACUAUACAGAGAUUAAACAGAGGAUGCUGAAGAACAGUCCCAGCACCUUUCCUCUCUCUCUUUUUUUCAGGCAAAACCUUGUGACUAGAUGUAUUUUCAAUUCUCAGUCAUGCACUCACAGAAAUAAGAGUUCUCUCUCUCUCUCUCUCUCUCUCUCUCUCUCUCUCUUUGUCUCGCUCUCAUUUUUCUUUUCUAUUGAGCCAAACAAAGCCGAUUUCCCUUUUUCCUAGCACAUGUCUCCCUCUUGAUUUUGCCCAGAUUACUACGGACUUUUUCCUAGUUCCAUUCUUGGUUGGGUUUUACUCUGAAUGAUACUGUCAAGAUGAUGCCAUUCACGUUAAGCCAUGAUACAUCAGCUUAAUUAAUUUAAGCAUGCAGUUUUUGCUGGAGGACUAUAAGUAUUGUCAUGGUUUUAAAUGUAUUUCUCCAGAUAUAGGUGUAGACAUUUUUAAAAAUAAUUGUCUUGUCCCGCUUUGGAAUAGAUGGUGAUGGUGGAUGCGCAGAUUAACGGCUAUUUAUCACUUCUUUGGGAUUUUUAUCUUCAGCCAUAACUCAGUUACUCAGUGACGGGCACAGGAGUCAGCAGGGCAAAGGCAAAGGCCACAGAAAGAUUUCUUUCUGGUAAGAUGCCGUUCUCCUUUCUUCCUCCUUCCUUGCUUUUUCUCCUCCUCCUCAACCACCACCACCGCCCCAUUCUUUCUUUAAAUCACAGAUGCCAAAAAACACGCCAAGAGACACUACACUUCCCAAAACCUUCUAGCAGUUUCCUCUUUGUUUCCUACUCAAGGAACCCUGCUCCUGUUUUUCCUCUUUUUUCCCUCCUUAGUGUUUGGGCCACAAUGUUAAAAUAACUUUUAUUAUAGAUGUGUGCUUCCAAAGCUGGCUUUUUAUUUUUUUUAAAUAGCAUAAAGCAUAAUAAAAAAAAUAAUGAAAAUGUAAGAGAGAAAGAACAACGGGCUGAGAAGGCACCUGACAAGCAGCUGCCAAACAAUUGGCAAGUGUACAUUUGAGUCUCAUGGUCCAUUCUUUUCUUUGCUCCCCUUAUAAUCACGUCACUUAGCGUCCAUGUCCAGGUGUCCAAAACGGCUUUGUGGAAUAGUGUGCUGUGUGGUGCAACAUGACAUCUGCUUGCGUCUCUAUUUCAAGCCAGUUUUACCCUCUCCCUCUGUCUCCAGGAGAGCAAACCUGCCAAGAAAUUGGUUUUUAAUAUUAUUCUGACACCUUUAAUUUGCAAACUCCCUGAAAUUAUUGAUGAUAAUUUCCCACCUCUGGGAUCUUCUUGAAAUGGUGGCUGGGUAAACUGAACUUACUGAAGAUGUGUGGACUCAGUUCAGGAAGUAGCCUCUUAAUGUUCUCUAGAGCAUGUAUUGAUGUAACUGAACCUACUAGGGGAGAUUGUUGGAGCCCUAGCUGCAAAUUUCAACAAUGCCAAAAGAAAAAGGGCAAACCCAGCAACAACAACAAAAACACAACAGUAUGUAUAUUAGUGAGCUUCUGUCCGGCAACUUGAUUCAAAACAUGAUGUUUGAAAGCUGCUGAGAAGAUAGAAACAGGCCCUGCUUUGGGCCUCAGUUUAACGUCACUGCUAUUUGACAGUAGAGUGCGCUUCCCUAUGAUUCCUCCUUUUGAAACAACAAAAGGGAGGGAGAGAGUUGAUGGCUUACUGGAUGAGACCAAAGUUACUGGGUAGUAACGAAUAUUCUCAUUCUUUCCUCUCCCAAAACAUGGGCUCCUUCUCUUUUCCUUCCUCAGAAACCACCUGUGAUUUAAGUAGCAAGCAGACUGUCUGUAGGUAUAGUGCUCUAAUCAUUGUACAUACAUCUCUCUGUCUGGAUAUUGCAACAUUCAUACUGGCUUUGUAAUCAUUAAUUUUUUUGGCAGACUGAAUGUGCUGUGUUGAUAUGUAUCUAUGUAAUUGUAUGUCUUAUAGCUAAUUCACAUUUUGAAUAAUGUUAUUUUAUUUACUUUUUUAAGAGAGGACAGUGUAAAUUUGUCAGUUUUUUUCUGACUAGGGAUAUUUUUUUCCAUUUAGUAAAGAAGAAAACAAACAAACAAAACCUUAUAAUCCUACAGAGCGGUACUAGCAUCGUGCUGUAUAAAAUCAUUUGCACAUUCCUGAGUAGAGGUAUACUGGUUAUGAGACCCAAAGGUAAUUUCAUAGCAAAAGACAUAAAAUCAGUUGGAGUUUUUAUACAAACAUGGGAACCAACUUUGUAGAACUUUUGCCAUUUGACCUAGGAUUGGAAUAUGAGCUUUUAUACAAUUCAUAUUCUUAUUUGGCAAAUGCACAGUUUAGUAUUACCUCUCUGAUGACCUUUAUUAGAAAGGCAGUUUUAGAAGCUAUUGUGAUCCACUAAGGAAACGUUUUAAAGCUAGAGACCACUGCUUCGCCUGAAAGGGCAAUCUUACAUUUGGUGCAGCAAAAAAAAAAAAAGUAAACAACAACAUUUGAAGGCUUACAGUGUGUAUAGCAAAAACCUCAUCAUGAGAUCAUAAGUGUUACAGUUUUAGGGAAUCAUGAUAUUCUAUUUAAUAGAGCUAUAGUAGAUAUAGUUGAUUAAACCUGAUCUCAAAGCUCAAAGCAGCUGAGCAAACAGGAAAAGCUUGUUCUAUUUGUCUUUAAGAAGCUAGAAUGGAAUUUGCUAUGCAGAACCAAGAUUUGUGGCUUCACGGUUCACUUUAGGGUGCAUGACAAGAUCCCUUCUCUUGAGAAAGGAAAAAAUUGAUCACCCUUGCCACAGUGACUCAGAGAAACCCACUUUUAUCCACACUAGUCAAUCGAAGCUAAAGGGUUCUCUUUUUUGUUCCUUUGGGGUUUUAUUGAAGGGCUAGGGGUGGGAAGGGAAAAUGAAGUUUACUCAUGCUUUAUAUUCUAUUGUGAUUGCAAGUGUUAUAAGGGUGUGCCACCGGGCUUCUCCUGUUGACGCACUAGGUAACACAGGCCUGUGGCACAUUUUAGGGUGACUUGGCAUGUCUUAUUCAGAAGCAAACGCAAGAAAAACACAAGCAUCUCUCUUCAGCAUACCGGGGCUGGUAGCCGCUUCAUGACUCACUCACCUCAUUGCAGUACCCGCUUACAGCUGAUUUUUCCCGUUUGCAGAAGGUCCAGCAGCGGUUCAGCCCUCAGACAAGUCCUUAUUCGUAAAUCGGGGUUCCUGCCAUGCCUUACACAGUUUAAAUUCAGAAGUUCGUGCUCUUAAUUAAACAAAGGCAGAGAACGCACACAUUCAAAAACAAAGCAAAUCCCCUCAAAAGGUCUUUUUUUUUGUUUUAAACAUUUCAGUAUAGAGAGCUCUAUUGAAUGUCAGGAACAGGUAAACGGGGUGGGGGUGGGGGUCUUCCUAGGGACCUGCGUAUGCUGUGUAUUUAACAGAUGAUGUUUCCAGAAGGUAUUUGAAGAACACCUUAAACUUUUUUUGUUGUUGUUUUCAUUUGGUAGGGUAACCAGCAGGUCUAAUAUUUUUUAAAGAGGUAAUUCAACUAAAGGGCAAUUUACUUUUUGUACUUCAGACUCUUGGUUGUCAAGGUGUAUGAACUGUAAUUUAAAAAUUUAUACUGCCACUUGAAUAUUAGUUUUAGUUGUCAUAAGGUAGAAAUUGGUAUAAAAAAAGAAAAGAAAAGCUGUUUGUGCUGGAUUUUGGUCAAACUGAUUUUAUUUGCAAAAAAUAAAUAAAUAAUGGGGAAAAAAGGACUGCUUAAUGAGAUACUGCAAGGCUCAGAUAUUGAUUAAAAAUAGCUUUCAAAUUACCCUCAACUUCCCUUUGUUUUCAGUUUCAAAAAAAUUGAAAUAAAAUAUUAGCAGAAUGUUAACCCAUAUAAAAAUAAAGUGUUCCCAAAUAUUGUAAUGUAUAUUGCUGCUCUUCUUAAAAUUAAAAAGGGUUUAAAACCA
Molecule: messenger RNA, 4996 nt
Organism: Echinops telfairi (small Madagascar hedgehog)
Lineage: Eukaryota; Metazoa; Chordata; Mammalia; Afrosoricida; Tenrecidae
Product: guanine nucleotide-binding protein G(q) subunit alpha
Exons: 6
Coding region: 34-939 (301 amino acids)
Biological process (GO): action potential; adenylate cyclase-modulating G protein-coupled receptor signaling pathway; phospholipase C-activating dopamine receptor signaling pathway
Cellular component (GO): heterotrimeric G-protein complex
Molecular function (GO): G-protein beta/gamma-subunit complex binding; GTPase activity; GTPase activator activity
Source: RefSeq, a predicted model, not a curated record